Messenger RNA from Mitosporidium daphniae, 903 nucleotides. RefSeq lists its product as uncharacterized. Gene Ontology annotation, molecular function: gamma-tubulin binding; microtubule minus-end binding. Gene Ontology annotation, biological process: cytoplasmic microtubule organization; meiotic cell cycle; microtubule nucleation. The record is from RefSeq and is a predicted model, not a curated record. NCBI's taxonomy places the organism in Eukaryota, Fungi, Microsporidia. Bases 1 to 903 code for a protein of 300 amino acids. The transcript has 5 exons. Gene Ontology annotation, cellular component: spindle pole; centrosome; equatorial microtubule organizing center.
AUGGACGAUUUAAAGCCGUACACGCUUGAAAAUGCGCCAGCCCAGAAUUCGAUUCCUUUUGAUGCUUGCGACAUUUCCGAGUUUGUUGCCUUAAACGAGAUUAUAGAUUUCUGUUUGGGAUUUAACACGGAUCACAUCAGAGCUAUUGAACGCCCCGAGAAAAACUAUACAUCGCCGGAAUAUUGUAUUGACAGGCAAUAUUUUGAUCCUUCGGUGUGCUCCAUCAUCGAGCGUCUUAUUCCGAUCUGCAGAAACUAUAAAGCCAUCAGUGCAUUCAUUGAAAAAUCGAACGUGCCAUCUAUAUACAAUUUUGGCUUGGUUGCACAGGCACUAGGCUCCGCACUUGGCGCAAUACUCCAAGAUUACAGGCUCUUGUUGCUUGAUAUUGAGCGCCAAUUCAACAAAAAUGACCUGUCGCUCCAAAAGUUGCUUUUUUAUCUUGAAGGCCCAUCUUCGUUGUUCGCAUUUUUGACUGCGCAAAUUAUUGACCCAGUUUCGAACCAAAAGCUGUCUGGUUGUGGGUACUCAUCCAAGUCAAAAGAAGUUGAGUGUAUUGUGGAAUUUAUCCUUGAAGCUUGCUAUGCUCCUGUGUUUGAAAUCGCCGCCAAUUGGGUGAAAACAGGUCAAUUGGUAGACCCGCUCGGAGACUUUUUCAUUCAAGAAGAUGUGACUCUGAAAAAAGAAGAUCUUAUUGAGGACUUUAACUCCAACUAUUGGAGCGAAAAAUUUUCCAUCAUCAAUGAAUAUGUCCCCGCAUUGUUUCGGAGUGACAAUUUGCAGACGAUGAUUUUGAUGACCGGAAAAUAUGUUUAUACUUUAAAGGAAUGUAGCAGCCAAUACCGGUUUUUGGAAUAUCCACAAAUAGAACUCAUAUACAAAUCCGGGGAUACAUCGAAAGCGUGA